Molecule: messenger RNA, 8236 nt
Organism: Hermetia illucens (black soldier fly)
Lineage: Eukaryota; Metazoa; Arthropoda; Insecta; Diptera; Stratiomyidae
Gene: Not1
Product: CCR4-NOT transcription complex subunit 1
Exons: 8
Coding region: 739-7812 (2357 amino acids)
Biological process (GO): nuclear-transcribed mRNA catabolic process, deadenylation-dependent decay
Cellular component (GO): CCR4-NOT core complex; P-body
Molecular function (GO): molecular adaptor activity
Source: RefSeq, a predicted model, not a curated record
CGUGUCGUCAUUGUGCGAUAUGAUCGUGUUUGCGUGCGACGUACGGAUGUGUUGGGUAUUUUUUGACGACAGAGCAAAGUGAAAAAUUCCUGUUGACUUUUGUUACGCAAAUUUCGCAGCGCUUUCGCGCAAAAACCGCCUAAAGACAUUUUCUCGGGCGCCGUAACAGCGGAGCCUUUUGAUUUCAAAGGCGGAACGUGCAGAAUUGUAGGGCGACGCGAAAGUCGACGAGAAGUCCGUGGCAGCGAGCAACGGGAUCUCAUCCACGACGUCAACGACAGACGACAAAGCAUUUGCAGUGCAAGCAGCGGUUCUGAUCCCGUGAGGCGAGAUUGAGUCGAUAAUUAGUGUUUUGGGUCGCGUAGGAAGGCAAGGCUAGAGGCGUAGAAACCACGCGGGUUGAACGUUUUCGUGGCAACCGCCAGACUCGCUGUUGCCAUCCCCAAUGUGGGGCUCCUGCGAUUCGCGAUCAAAGUCUGUUGGGAAUCCAAGACCACUUCUGUCAAGUUGCCCUCACCUUUCGCCAGAAAAGGCCAGGGCUGCUGUCGAGCUGAAGUCGCGGUUCGCGGCCGUGGAGGUUGCCUUCACCGAGCCGCAGUCAACGUCAUUGUAUUACUCGUCGGUUAGUCACUUGCUCUUGUCGAGUUUUGUUGGUUUAUCGGGCGCCGCCAGUGGUAGCUUCAGCGCGUUGCUGCUUGAAGCCGCCCACGUGGGACGCAACCAUUUGAUGGAACAAUUAUGAACCAAGAGCCUCAAAAUGCAGCUUUAACGCAGAUCAGUUAUUUGGUGAACAAUCUGACGAAGAAAAACUUUGUUUCGAAUAGCCGACAGUUAUCCCAGAUUGUCCAAGAGUUCGGCUUAGAAGCGGACCGCCAUCAUCUGCGUUGUCUAUUUGCGGCCAUUGACUUUACCGAACCAACAUCAACUCCGCAACAUUGUAAAUUACUUGGUAUCGAAUUGAACGAACAAUUGAAUAAACUAUCGUUAAUAUCAACACUUUGUUUCGCAAUCGAGCAUAACGUGCAAAAGUCUUUGAAACCAUCGGCUAUCCUCAUCUCACAAAUAUCUAAGGCCUGCGGUAAUUCAAAGCUACUCGAAGUUCUCAUUGCGCUAGCGCUUACCCAUUCGAAUCACAUCGAAUUAUCGAAAUUCGCUGGCGAUCAUCUGAGACGUUCGUUACCAGCACUAAUCGAAUCUUAUACGGAAAACGAAACAAACUCAGAACGAAGUCUUAACGACAUAUCACCGGAUCUACUACAACUAAUACUAUCGUUAAUUUGUCACGGCGAACAAUAUAUCAAUUACGGUCUAAGUCGGGAAACGUUUGAGAAAUUCAUUAAAAAAUUACGCGAAGAUUUUCCACGAGAACGGGUCCCGUUGAUUAUUGCACCGUUCCUCUACGCUGAGUCAGAGGACGAAAUCGAAGGUGGAGUUCUCUUGGACAAUUUCACCGAGUCCUUCUCAGCGAAUUCGCGCAUAAUGGACACAUCUUGGUCAAAUUUAGUAAUGGAAAUCGGCUAUGCAUUCACAGCUACUGUAGAAGACUGUAAAAAUCACUUGGUGAAAGUAUGCGGCCGUGACGUGCAAAGCCAGGAUGUCGCGAAAAUCAUUGGUCUGAUGUGUCGAACACAUACAAAUUUGUCAGAAUGUAAUGUUAACUUGCCGACUCCAGCCAAUUUUUGGCCUGGACAGACUGGAAGCGAAGCGAGCGGUAUAGAUAAGAAGGACCUCACGAAAGCAACAAAUGAUGGUACGCAAACGUGGAAGCCGGACGUUUUCGUCCAGGCUUUAAAAGAAGUAGCACCGAAUAUCAAUUGGAAAGAUGUUUGUGUAGGAUUGGACCACCCCGAGUUUGUAAUUAAGGAUAGGAUCGGGUUGAAUUUGCUCGUGACGAUUCUACGGCUUACUGGGAAUCACACUGUGGUUAUCUUCAUGGAGUGCGUUUACCGCCAUUGGCAGCAUCUGGAGGGCCAAUUGUCGAUCGUGGGCAUGAUCCUGAAAUAUCCAGACAUUAUUUCGUUUGCAGAUUACAUAGUUGCAGCAGUGCCUAUGGAGUUGCUCAAAACUCCGCCGGAAACUGAUAACAAAGAAAUUGGGGCUUGGAAAUCUCUACAUCUGGUGGAAGUUUUACUGUACAUAGCUGAGAAAGGAUACAACAAUCAGGUGCACGAGCUUUUCAAAUUCCCAGUUCAACAAUGCCCGGAUGUCCUUUUCAUGGCUCUGCUGCAAAUCAGUCCGCCUAUGUCAGGCUUGCGGCAGGAGUUGUUUUCCACCUUGAUUCCUACUUUCUUGAGCAAUCAUCCGAACUCGGGAGUGAUCCUACACCACGCCUGGAAUUCGUCGAAUUUCAGCCACGCCUUACGAGUUAUCAUAAUGCAUUCAAUGUCAGAAUGGUACCUUUGCGGGGAAUGUGAUCAAUCGAAGUUGUCGCGAAUUCUGGAUGUAGCACAAGACUUGAAGGCUUUGUCUAGCUUGCUGAAUGCCCGCUCUUUUUUGUUUGUUAUUGACUUGGCGUGCUUAGCUUCUCGUCGGGAAUAUCUCAAACUAGAAAAGUGGUUAAGUGAUAAAAUCAGAGAACAUGGUGAACCGUUUGUUCAAGCAAUCGUGAAAUUUCUACAACGGCGAUGCCCACAAAUAACCGGUGCGAAAAUACCAGAAGACCAGAUUCCGAAAGCUGCACAACUGCCGCACGAAACUCUAACAACAAUGCUAUCAUGCCUGCAGGCUUGUGCUGGGAAUGUGCAGCCUGAAUUGUACGAUAUGAUCGUGCAAAUGACGGCAAACUGCAACAUGAUGAUCCAUAAGAGGCAGCCGCCGCCACCUGGAGUGUUGCGGCAUCGUGGUCUGGACGCGACACCAUUCAAUGCUAAUCUGAAUGCACAGCAAAUGUUCGGAGCAGCCGUCGACUCCAUGUCUUUGAAUACCAGCAUGGCUGGUUUGAAUGUAGGGGGACCAAACAGUGGAUUCAACUUUGGGAAUGUUUUCGGCAAUCUCGUGUCGAAUCCUGCCUCACCAUCGCGGCUUCUGAAUCCAGCAUCAAAUAGCCCGUUUCCGAUUAUGUCACUGCCCGUGGCGCCUACGAAUGUAAAUAAUAUGGGUCGAAUUCAACCAACCCCACCGACGGGCGCUGCUUCACCAGCCGGCAUUACUGACAUUAUGCAGACAAUUUCGAAAGAAGUGGAUGACGAGGCCAACAGCUAUUUCCAGCGUAUAUACAACCAUCCACCGCAUCCUACACUCUCGAUUGAUGAAGUGCUCGAUAUGCUGCAGCGUUUCAAGGACUCAAGCGUUCGUCGCGAGCAGGAGGUGUAUCAAUGCAUGUUGCGGAACUUAUUCGAAGAGUAUCGCUUCUUCCCACAAUAUCCAGAGAAGGAACUUCAAAUCACUGCACAACUCUUCGGAGGAAUAAUUGAGAGAAAUUUAGGUCCAACUUGUUUUGCCUUGGGUUUGGCGCUGCGUUUCGUGUUGGAAGCGCUUCGGAAGCCAGUCGGAUCGAAAAUGUAUUACUUUGGAAUUACGGCUCUGGAUCGAUUCAAGUCGCGUCUGAAUCUUUACAAUAAAUAUUGUGAAUAUGUCCGAUCGAUUCCUCAUUUCAACGAGUUCCCACCACAUCUCAUACAAUAUGUGGAAUUCGGCCUUCAAAGUUUAGAGCCGCCUACAAAACCACAGGGACCGGUUUUACCACCAUCAAUGACAGGUAUGCUGCCACAUCAAGGCCAACAGCCACCGCAGAAUGAGCAAUUGUAUCGCAGUAAUUCAGUGACAGGCAACAUUGCCACCACCCCCACUCAGACGAAACCAACAUCCUUGACUUGUCAACCAAUCCAUCCUUCUCGAGUGAAAUCGAUUGCCACUGCCACCAACAUUGAUACUUUGUUGGUAGCAAACGCAGAUCGUGAAGAAAAAAUCACAAUUCCUCCCGAUAGUAUUCAGGAUAAGACAGCGUUCAUAUUCAACAAUCUGAGCCAACUGAAUUUGCAGCAAAAGUGCGAGGAAAUCAAGGAAAUCAUGACGAAGGAAUAUUGGCAAUGGCUGUCCCAAUAUCUGGUGCUGAAACGAGCAUCGAUAGAGUUCAAUUUUCAUACGCUUUAUUCAAACUUUUUGGAUGCUUUGAAAAACAAUGAAUUAAUCAGACUUGUUACGCGCGAGACCUUCCGCAAUAUUCGUGUCCUUCUCCGCUCCGAUAAGGGAAUUGCAAAUUUCUCGGAUCGCAGUUUACUUAAGAAUCUAGGUCACUGGCUCGGUAUGAUGACAUUGGCGAGAAAUCGACCAAUUCUUCAGAUAGACAUCGACUUGAAAUCUUUAGUUGUCGAGGCUUAUCACAAAGGCCAACAGGAGUUGUUGUAUGUUGUGCCGUUUGUGGCGAAAGUGUUGGAGUCAUGUGCGAAAAGUAAAGUGUUCAAACCCCCAAAUCCUUGGACAAUGGCGAUAAUGAACGUUUUGGCGGAGCUUCACGAAGAGCAGGAUCUGAAAUUGAACUUGAAGUUUGAAAUUGAGGUGCUCUGCAAAACGCUGAACAUUGAUAUCAACGAGCUAAAGCCACCAGUAUAUUUGAAAGAUAACGACAGAGCCGGAAACAUUGAGUGCCAACUCUCUUCAAAACCGAAACAGGAUGUCAUUGCGAUGGUUGAAGAUCAAUCGCUUGCUCAACUGAAUCCAGCAUCGGUACCAGCCUCAUCGCCCAGUGCAAGCAGUGAAAGCGCCGGACAACCGGUCAUAAAUCCUCCUGAGCCACGCUUCAGUUACGUCGACAUCUGCGUUAACAACUAUUCGACAGUUGCUCAAAAUCUUGUUCUUUCGCCGAACAUCGCAAUACUACACGCCAAUCCGAAUUUCAAACACAUCGUGCUCGGAGCCGUUGAACGAACCAUCACUGAAUGGCUUCAACCGAUUGUCGAUCGUAGCGUUCGUAUUGGUGUGAAAACAUGCGAGCAAAUAAUCCGAAAAGAUUUUGCACUAGAUCCAGAUGAAAAUCGCAUGCGAACUGCAGCCCAUUAUUUGGUGCGUAACUUGACAGCUGGUAUGGCAAUGAUAACAUGCAAGGAUCAACUUACCCAGGCGUUAUCUGGUAAUAUAAAAAAAACAUUUUUGACUGCAUUGAACCCACCACCGCAAAUACAAGAUGCCGAAGCGGCAGCUAUUCAAUUGGCCAGUGACAAUGCAGAGCUUUGUUGCGCCUUCAUUCAGAAGACGGCCACCGAGAAGGCUAUUCCGGAAAUUGAUAAACGAUUAGCAGCUGACUUCGAAGCUCGAAAGCUUGCCAGAGAUGAAGGACGCCGUUAUUGUGACCCUGAAGUGUUGACUUACCAAGCCGAGCGCAUGCCUGAACAGAUUCGACUGAAAGUAGGCAUUGUCCCAUCGACUCAGUUCGCUGUCUACGAUGAGUUUGCUCGGAAAAUUCCAGGUUUCCAGCCAUUAACUGAGCGGGACGCUGCGAUUUUUCUGCCUAAAACAUCAAUUCCAGAACUGCUUCAGACAAAUACAAGCGAUGAGCUUGGAAUAUUGUAUGCCGAGCUUGCAACCAAAAUGGAAUCGUUUUUGCACAACACCGUCAACAUUUCCGCUCUACAGUUGCAAACAACCAAAGUGCAUAACGUUCUGAAUGCACUGAUUGCAGCCCGACGACACCGAGAGAGCGAAACUGCUGUUACUAUGCUCACUCGUGUAGUUGAGGGAUUAACAGAGGGUCUUGUAAAUGUCCCUGAUCAAAUAGAGCCCAUGAAAAUCUAUCGCGACAUUCAUUUGCGAAUUUUGAACUUAUUGCGUAGUAUUUUCGGUGCCGCAGCUACAGAACGAGCCGUGACGAAAUGCAUUUUCGAGAUUGGAGAAGAAUAUCGUUACAACUUGGAAUCCAUGAAACUCCUAGUGAAUUCACGAUUCAUUAAUAUUCCGCAAUUAGAUCAACUUUUGAGCCAAGCUAUGGACAAUGGAAGUAACUACUUAGCCACUACGUUUGCUAUGCAAUUUGUACAACAUUUCUUGAUUGACGAACGAAUUAAUACUCCGUUCACGGAACAAGAAAUGUAUUGUACAAUUGAUUUGUUAGCGAAGCUGGCAGCACAUCAUUCGGGACCAGAAGGAUUGGCGCAUUUAAUGGAUUUGUUACGUAUCAACCACGAUCCGAAUUCAUUUAUAACAGAGCGACCAGCCGGACCGUCGCAAUAUAUCCAUUCGGGAAUAUUACAUGUUCGGUCAAGCGAUUGUGAUGAUCCACCCGGUUUGCAAGAGAAGACCGAAUAUCUCCUUAAGGACUGGUUCCAAAUCUACUUCACACAAAUCAAUGGACGUGAUCCUGUAAAGGCGUUCGGCAUGUUCAUUAACAAGAUGAACAUGUACGGCAUCCUAAAAACCGACGAUAUGAUAACUCGAUUUAUUCGCCAAGGAACGCAAUUUUGUAUUGAACUUUCAUACAGAAAUCUAAAUGAUCCGCAAAUCUCCCAAGGAGUGGCGAAAACAAAAAUUUUCCAGUGUAUUGAUGCGUAUGUACGUUUGAUAGCUUUACUAGUUCGGCAUUCGGGCGACGUAGGGAAUCCAAAUAUGAAGAUAAAUUUGUUGAAUAAAGUGCUAGGAAUAGUUUUGGGAAUUUUGCUGCAGGACCAGGAGUUGCGUAGCACGUCUUUCCAGCAGUUGGGUUACCACAGAUUCUUUAUAAUGCUAUUUUUGGAGUUGAGCGCACCAGAUCCAGUUCUGGAGAAUUUAAUGUUGAACAUUGUGACGGCGUUUUGCCAUACGUAUCAUCUGUUGAAUCCUUCAACCGCGCCAGGCUUCUGCUACUCGUGGCUGGAACUGAUUUCACAUCGUGUUUUCAUCGGGCGCAUCUUGGCUCAAAUCCCACAACAAAAGGGCUGGUCAAUGUACUCGCAGCUUCUCAUGGACCUCUUCAAAUACUUGGCACCGUUCCUACGCAAUGCUGAGUUGGCCAAACCAGUGCAGUUACUCUACAAAGGAACGUUACGUGUGCUGUUAGUGUUGCUCCAUGACUUCCCUGAGUUUCUAUGCGACUAUCACUUUGGAUUCUGCGACGUGAUUCCACCGAAUUGCAUUCAAAUGCGCAACAUAAUUCUGGCCGCAUUCCCAAGGAAUAUGCGUUUGCCAGAUCCCUUCACACCCAACCUGAAGGUCGACAUGUUGCCAGAAACUGCAACUGCUCCACGAAUCUACACCGAUUAUGUGAAAAAUAUUCAACCGUUGAUGUUUAAGAAAGACUUGGACUCGUACUUGAAAGCUCGGGCUCCGGUCACUUUCCUGUCGGAAUUGCGAGGACAUCUGCAAAUCUCAAACGAACCAGGAUCUCGGUAUAAUAUUCCAUUGAUGAAUGCGCUAGUUCUGUAUGUGGGCACCCAAGCAAUUAUUCAUAUUAGGAGCAAGAAUCUUGUCCCCAACAUGACAACGAUUGUGCACAGCGCCCACAUGGAUAUUUUCCAGAAUUUGGCCGUCGAUUUGGACAACGAGGGACGCUAUCUGUUCUUGAAUGCAAUAGCGAAUCAAUUGCGCUAUCCCAACAGCCACACGCACUAUUUCAGCUGUGCUGUAUUGUAUCUGUUCGUGGAGGCUAAUUCGGAAGCUAUACAGGAGCAAAUUACGCGUGUUCUGCUUGAACGCUUGAUUGUCAAUCGGCCGCAUCCAUGGGGUCUUCUGAUCACCUUUAUUGAGCUGAUUAAAAAUCCUGUGUACAAGUUUUGGGAGCACGAGUUUGUUCACUGCGCCCCAGAGAUCGAGAAGCUCUUUGAAUCAGUUGCCCGAUCGUGUAUGGUUAAGGCGAAUCAUCAGCAACAAUUGGCCAAUGUGGAAGCCGAGCUCGAGUGUAACUAAGAUCGGGAAUGGCAAUGACAACGGAGAUUUCCUUUUAGUGCAAUUGUGAGAUUACUUUAAUUGGAACAUCUCAUUUUUUUCGAACAAGAGCAACAGACCGCAAUCACACCUUCAAUGCUGCCAGAAAAUCAACCAUCUGCAAAGACAUAAUAAAGUUUAUGAGAAUUAAUCUCCAAUGACGAGGAGAAUUGUAUUUUCUACAAAAUGAAACAAACAAAUCUAGACCAAUUGGUGUCAUCUUCAUUUCAAACCUUGUAAAUUACAUUAAAAAAAAUUAACACGCGACCAUUUCUGGGCUAAAUUCGCCGUUGGCAUAAAAAAAAACAAAACUAAAUGAAAACCAUAGGAAACUGUAUAAUAAUUAUUUUCGGCGUACACGCGAUCUUUAACGACGUUCAUUUCGUACGAUUUAGUAGUUUAGUGG